CACUACAAAUCCUGAAGUAAAAAGAGAGGAUAAAGAUGAGCUAAAUAUAAAGGAACCAUUACCAAAAGCUGUAAGUGAAAUAAUUCAUAAAAAGGACGUGGAAGGUCAGACAGAAGCAAAGAGAAAUGGGAAUUUAGAGACAGAAAUGGGACAUACAGAAGUAACGGAAGAUAUGGAACCAAGUCAAGACCUCGCACAAAGUGCAAGAGAAAUUUGGGAGGGUAAAAAGGCAAAGAAUAAUGAAGAAAGAAUAAACACAGAAUUUAAAAUACCUGAAUUGGGAAAAAAUUAUAGUAAUAUAAAAUUUAACUUGGAAGACUGGACAAAGGAGGAAACAAAUGGUUAUAUGGAGAAAGAAAAAAUAGGAGAGGUGAUAAGAAACUGGGCUGGAAGCGAAACUACUGAGACAGAAAGCUGCAGACAAACUGAAGAAAAUGAAAAUGAAGAAAUGACAAAGAAGAGGGAAACAAAAGAGGAAAAACAUGAAAGUGACAUUGAGUGCAAUAGAGAUAUCUAUACAUUUACAAGAGACAGGAGAGAAAAUAAGACAAAAGAAAAGGGCAAAAGUGCAAAAAAACUGAAAGAUGAGAACAAACCCAUGAAAUUGCUCAAAGACCUGGGCCUUCAGAACAUGUACCCAAAGAAAAUGAAGAAAACUGAUGCACUUGUUAUAAACAAGAUUUCUACAUGUGACACUCAACCUAAGAAUGACAAAGAACUGCCUCACUAUUAUCUCAAGAAACUCAUCAUGAUGGACUACAGAAUGCAGUAUUUAUUAUCUCUAGAACAGGAGAAAAACAGAGUAUCCCUGAAGGAGAAUCAGAACACAGGAGGAGAUGAUGCAGGUUUAUCAUUUGCUGACUUUCUUAAUGACAGUACUGAGGACAGCACUGAGAUGGACACACAGCAGCCAGCACACAUCCAUCCAAUGGAUCUCCAGAUGGCUCUUCUCCACUGUGCCAAUAAUUUACUGAAGCAGUAUCUUUACUCCAAGCUCUAUCUCUGCCAGUAUGCUCUACCCUUUUUGGUCCCAAAUCCCUGCAGCUCUAACAUUGAGUUACCCUUGUGGUCACUUCGCCAUAUUAAAAUCAGCUGUAAAGAUAAAGAGACAAAGACAAGCAAAGAGUGUACAGCUGUCCAUUUAGAGACAAAGGUGGUGUCUUUCAUGAGACUCGGCUCCUCCUCUGUGUCCAAAUCACAGAUCAUGAAUAUGGUACUGAACAGACAGAAGCACAGCAUCUUCUUCAGCCGACAUUGCAGGGGAAGCAGGCAAGGUGGUUUACUAAUGGAUGGGGUGGUGGACAUGACUUGGUACAUCCCAGGAGGCAGACAGGAUGACAUUUUUAGUGACUGUAUUGCUUUCACUAACCUUCACGGAGAUGCCAGAGAGAACAGGAAACAAUUCCAAUUCCUAAAUGAAAUAUCUGCUGUAAAUGUGCUCCUCAUGUCAGAUUCAGACCUGAAUGAAGAAGGGAAAGCCAUUCUAAAAGACUGUUUUGAAUCACCACAGCCUCUGAUUUGUCUUCAUACUGAUAAAAGUAUGAUUAAAGGAAAUAAACCUGGGAUAAAAAUCAGGAUAGGCAUCAAGGAUAGGAAUGAAGCAGAGCUCACAGAUGCACUCAUCUCAGUCCUUAGCCAUUGUUGGUCCUUGUCAAAGAAAAGAAUUAGAAUAGAAGAAUGCUCGAAUGUUGCUGUGAGACAUGGCUUUGUUGUUGAUGAAGAUAGUAAAAACUGUAAAAAAGGAAGAGAUCUGGCAGAGAAUGUAGUGUGUAUUUUAAAGGAUAAUAGCUUGUUGGAGAGGAAGGAGGCAUAUCUCCCAUUACAGGGUCAAAUGUGGCACAAAUGGUGUCAGAAGGACAAGGAGCUCUACCGCUUAAAACAGAAAGGAAAUAAAAGCAUCGAACAGUACAAGAGUGAGAUUGAGAUUGAAAAGGAGAAGAUAAGAGAAGAGCAGUUAAAAAGAGCCUUCCCACUGAACGAUUUCAUGAGACCUUUGAUUGAUAUUCUAGGCUCACAUUCAAAUGAAAUUAAAAUGUACUUCCUGGAAUGGCUGAGGAUCUUCUUGGAUGAACUGCUAGCAGAUGCAGUUCCAAAAUUACAACAGAAGUACCAUGACAUAUGGUCAAAAAUACGGACGCUGCAAAACAAAUCAGUAGCCUCACAUGAAGUAGAUAAGCUUCAGUCUUCACUAAAUGAUAUAUCAAGUCAGAUAAAUGACUGCACCUUUGGUCUGGAGCACAUUUUGAGGGAAAUCAGUCAGAUAUUUGAAGCAUCUCAUACUGGGAUAAGUAGAGAGCCCUGCAUUGCAUUACUACCUGGGAUAGCAGCUGAACUUCUCCUGUCUGGUUAUCCUUUGGAACUCAUGGAUGGAGAUGCUGUCCAUGUUCCUGUGAAGUGGAUCGCCUCAGUUUUGGAUAAAGUGCAGGAGAAGCUGGGUGAUGUGAGGCUUUUUGUACUGUCUGUCCUUGGCCUCCAGAGCAGUGGCAAAUCCACUUUGCUGAAUGCCAUGUUUGGCCUGGAAUUUGCUGUUAGUGCAGGGAGGUGCACCAGAGGUGCCUUCAUGCAGUUAAUUAAAGCGGAUGAUGAUAUUCAAGCAGAGUUAAAAUACGAAUAUAUGCUUGUGGUGGACACAGAAGGUCUGAGAGCAACAGAGUUAUCGAAUAAAAUGUCAUUCAGUCAUGAUAAUGAAUUGGCAACAUUUGUUAUUGGCCUGGGCAACAUGACCAUAAUUAACAUCUUUGGUGAAAACCCCUCAGAAAUCCAGGACAUACUUCAGAUUUCUGUUCAGGCUUUUUUAAGAAUGAAGCAAGUGAAACUAUAUCCAAGUUGCCUCUUUGUCCACCAAAAUGUUGACGAUACUAGUGCUAAAGAUAAAAAUAUGGAAGCCAGACGCAGACUUCAGGAGAAACUGGAUGAAAUGACUCAAAUGGCUGCUGAAGAAGAGGGAUGUGAUGUGAAAUGCUUCAGUGAUGUAAUAAGAUUUGAUGUCAACACACACAUUCAUUACUUCGCUCAUUUGUGGGAAGGAAAUCCACCAAUGGCUCCUCCUAACCCAAGUUACAGUCAGAAUGUCCAGGAUCUCAAGAGAGUUGUUUUAAACACUGUAAAACAACAAAAUAUUGAUGGAAAUAAGGACUUAAUUAUACAAAGAGUUCUGACCAUUUCAGAGUUUAAAACAAAGGUCCAAGACCUCUGGAGAGCUCUACUCACGGAGAACUUUGUUUUCAGCUUUAGGAAUUCACUUGAGAUCACUACCUACUGCAAGCUGGAAGUGAAAUAUUGUGAGUGGGCUUGGGAGCUGAGACAUAAUGUACUUCAAUUGGAAAACAGGCUGUUGAAUGAAAUUGAAAACAAUUCCAAAACCAAAACAGUAAUAGUGAAAGAAGUUGAAGAAACAUAUGAGAAUGUAAAGAAGGAGAUUGAGAAGUACUUCCAACAAGAGAAAAAUCAAGAAAUACUUGUUCAAUGGAAAUCAAAAAUUGAGAAAAAAUAUGAACAACUGAAAAGUGAGCUUAUUCAAGAUCUAAAAACAAAGUGUCAGGAGUUAAUAAAGGCAAAGGAGAAGCGAAAAAAAGUGGAUGAGAACAGAGCCCAGCGUGAAGAGAAGCUGAUUAAGCAAAGUAAAGAGCUGGCAGAAAAACUAAGAACUAAAGACCCAAGUGAAGCUGAGCUUCAGCAGGAGUUUGAGAAACUUUGGAAAAAAUGGGAGAAAGAUGCUGCCAGUGACUUUACUCUUUCACCUGAGACUGACAUUCCAGCACAGGUGGAGGAGAUUCUCAUUGAUCGUUUUAGAAGUUUGCCUGAUGUCUACGACAGAGUUCAGAAUUCAGGAGCAAUGAAGCCGUGUCCUGCUGACUAUUUCAGCUUACAUUCGUUGUCUGUAGCAGAACGGUUUUUGGACUGUGCAUCUAAAAUAUACACCAAAUGCAUCUCCUGGGCCAGGAAACCAAAAAAUUCUGGGUCUUCUAAUGAGUUUUCAAAAAAUUUUAUUUUGGAGCAGUACAAGCAGGUAGAAAAUGUAACAAAUAAUAUUACAGAAACUGUAGUAAAUUACAUUAACAAGAAGGAAAAGGAGAAAGUUGACUACAGUCCACACUAUAUCCAUGAAAUGUUAAAUCUUAUAUCCAACAAUGUGGAAACUUGCACAGAAAUAAACAAGCUAACAUCUAAAGAAGAUUACAAAUUUGAUUUAUCUCUGCAUUUAUGUAAAUCGUGCAUUGUCAGGUUUACACUGAUGCACCAGGCUUUUCGUACUGCAAAUGACCCACUGCUUUACCUGAAGAGCAUGAAAGACACUUCAUACAAAUUGUUUCAGACUCUGUGUCGUGGAGCUUCUUCUGUCACUGCAUUUGCUGACUUCCUUACCAGCAGACUGGAGGAUGCCAUAAACCAGGCUGUUAGAGAUCAAGUCUGCAUUGACAUAGCGAAUGAGAUCAGGCAGAGCUGCCCGCCUUUAAAAGAAAGUAAAAUCAAAUUAGAAUAUUAUCUUCAAAAAGAGCUUGCUGAGAAAGAAGAAUUUGAAGGUUUCUGGGAGUAUAUUCAUUUUCCAAAAACCUUUUUUAAAAGACACAUUUCAUCUUAUGUUGCACAGCAUUGUAGAAAGAUGUCUUGUGUAAAAAUAUUUUCAGAAAGGCGACUAGAUGAACAUUACACUUUAGUCUCUAGAGUGGCAAUGAAAGCAACAGAAACUUCUGAGAAGCUAAACAGGGCUGAGGAGAAAAGCAAAGUGUCACUGUGGCUUGAUCUUUUUUGUGCAGACCUGGAAAAACAUCUCAAAAUCCCAAGAAACACACUAACACAUAUGGAAGAUGAGGAAAUAAAUGACAUGGAUUUUUUACAAGAGUCUCUGAUGGAUGCAUUAAAACGUUCAAUAAAAAGUUUAAAGGAGAUUUUUGCUUCUACAUCACUGGGAGACUUGGACAAUAUGAAACAGGAUCCGGAGGAUAUUCUCUUUACUCAGAUGAGUGGAUGUUGGGCUCAAUGUCCUUUCUGUGCUGCAAUCUGCACAAACUCAAUUGAAGGCCACCCUGGAAACCACAGUGUCCCUUUUCAUCGAUGUGAUGGUAUUAAAGGCUGGGGAUACUAUCAAACAGAUUAUCUUUCUUCAGAUAUUUGUACAACUCUUGUCUCCAGUGACAACAAAUUUAUACUCUCUGAUAAUCGAACAUUUGCUUACAAGACCUACAAAGAUGCAGGGCCUCCUUAUUCAGAGUGGAGUAUUGUAGCUGAUGAUUCUGAACUCAAAUACUGGAAGUGGUUUGUUUGUCGUUUCCAAAAGGAGUUGGAGAAGAAGUACGAUGGUAAGUUUGAGGGUUAUGGUAAAAUUCCAUCAGCUUGGAGAAACAUCACAAAACAUGAGAUUCUUAGUGAGCUGGAAAAGCAAAUGAAUUGAUAUGCAAAUUAGACCUGACUCUGAGCAGUUUAAAAACAAUAUAUAGAGAAUCAUGUAGAUUAUUUAGUCAAAGCUGUAUAAAAAACAGAUUUUUAACAGUGUCUCCACCAUGAAAAAACCUUCCUAUCUUAUUUUGCAUUAAUUAUUCACAUUUCUUGUGAAAAUAGGUGAGAUUCUUUAUCAUAGGAUUUAUUAUGUUUCAGCCUUUGCAUAUAUUAAGAAAAAUAUAAUUAUCAAACUAACAUUGGCAUUUGUUCAUUUGUUUAACUAUGUUCAAUGUUUUCAGAGUUUGUCAGUUUCAGUAAAGUAUCUAGUGAAGGACCAUGUUUUUAACAAAACACACUGUUUGAAUAUUGUUAAAUGCUCCUCAAGUAUGUUGUAUUUUUAAUAAAGAUGGAAAAUAAAGAAAUGCA
This is a messenger RNA of Polypterus senegalus (gray bichir), 5805 nucleotides long. Its product is annotated as interferon-induced very large GTPase 1-like. Gene Ontology annotation, molecular function: GTP binding. The transcript has a single exon. The record is from RefSeq and is a predicted model, not a curated record. The coding region runs from base 146 to 5392 and encodes 1748 amino acids. Lineage: Eukaryota; Metazoa; Chordata; Cladistia; Polypteriformes; Polypteridae.